Desarmillaria tabescens is the source of this 4746-nucleotide messenger RNA. RefSeq names its product DNA topoisomerase II. The coding region runs from base 147 to 4655 and encodes 1502 amino acids. The record is from RefSeq and is a predicted model, not a curated record. Gene Ontology annotation, biological process: sister chromatid segregation; DNA topological change; resolution of meiotic recombination intermediates. Gene Ontology annotation, cellular component: nucleus. Gene Ontology annotation, molecular function: ATP binding; DNA binding; DNA topoisomerase type II (double strand cut, ATP-hydrolyzing) activity. Lineage: Eukaryota; Fungi; Basidiomycota; Agaricomycetes; Agaricales; Physalacriaceae. The transcript has 17 exons.
GCAGGCCAAAGUCCUUUUUACUGAAAGCCCUCCGCUGCCAGACGCGUCCGGUCAGUCACGUGGCGCUGUUUUGCAACGCGUCGCGAUUGGUCUUGUUGAAUCAGAUCUUGAGCACUGCCAUCAUCCACACUCGCCACCGUUCCACCAUGAGCUCAUCCGAGGGCGAGUACGGUAACUUCGAUUCGGGCUCAGAGUCGGAAGACUUCGUGCCUACCACUAAGAAGGCAAAGGCUCCCGCUAAACCCAAGGUCACCAAGGCCAAAGCCACUCCUGCCACGAAGUCCAAGGCUGCUUCCUCGAAGACCGCCGCCCCGAAGCCGAAGGCAACAAAGAAGAAGGUGUUAGUUGACCACGACGACAAUGCGGAGGACGCUGCGAUGGAAAUUGAUUCGGACGUGGACGACGAUGCAGGGUCCUCUGCUGCUCGAGUAACGCAGCCUACUGCUCCAGGGAAGAAGAAAUCGGCUUCAGAGACUUAUCAAAAACUUACGCAACUAGAGCACAUUCUCAAACGUCCCGACUCAUAUAUCGGAAGCGUUGAGACUAUUACUCAAGCCAUGUGGACGUAUGAUGCAGCCACUAAGCGCAUGGUGAAUCGCGAAGUCAAAUUCGUCCCCGGAUUCUACAAGAUAGUAGAUGAGAUUCUCGUCAACGCUGCCGAUAACAAGAUCAACGACCCAAGCAUGGACACCAUCAAGGUCAAUAUUGACGUCGAGGAAGGAACCAUUUCCGUCUAUAACAACGGAAGGGGUAUUCCCAUAGAGAUGCAUUCUCAAGAGAAGAUGUAUAUUCCAGAGCUCAUCUUCGGUCACCUCCUCUCUUCCUCCAACUACGAUGACGACGAGAAGAAAUUGACUGGUGGACGUAACGGUUAUGGAGCGAAACUUGCCAACAUCUAUUCCCACGAAUUCACUGUUGAGACUGCCGACAAAAACACUCAUCAGAAGUACAAGCAAACUUGGACGCAGAAUAUGAGCAUCUGUGGGAAACCAAAGAUCACGAAGAACGCCAGGGGAGAGGAGUGGACCAAAGUCUCUUUCAAGCCCGAUCUCGCGCGGUUUGGAAUGGACUCCAUCGACGAGGAUACAGCAGCUCUAUUGCGCAAACGGGUGUAUGAUAUGGCAGGGACGGUGAGGGACGUGAAGGUUUUUCUUAAUGACGAAAGGGUCAAAGUCAAAAACUUCAAGCAAUACGUCGAAAUGUAUCUCAACUCUGCUCAGGCGGAGGCUGAAGACAAGUCAGGUGGCGCCGCUCAAUCGAAACCAACGGUGAUAUACGAGCAGAUUAAUCCGCGUUGGGAAGUUGCUUUCGCCAUCUCUGAGGGAUCGUUCCAGCAUGUCGCCUUUGCCAACUCGAUUGCUACUGUCAAAGGUGGUACCCAUGUCACCCUCAUCUCGGAUCAAAUUUCGAAGAGCUUGUUGGCAGCGGUCUCGAAGAAAAACAAGGCCGCUUCUGUAAAAAGCCAGCAGAUCAAGAACCAUAUGUGGAUCUUCAUCAAUGCUCUCAUCGAGAAUCCUACAUUUGACAGUCAAACCAAAGAAACCUUGACUCUGCCUGCGUCGAAGUUCGGGACGAAACCCGUUGUGUCGGAAGAUUUCCUGAAGAAAGUCCAAAAGUCUCCCAUCAUCGAACAUAUCCUGAACUGGGCUCAAUUCAAGGCCGAUCAGCAAAUCAAGAAAACCGAUGGCACGAAACGUAGCAGGAUCACAGGUCUGCCUAAGCUGUCUGAUGCCAACAUGGCCGGCACCAAAAAUGCCAAGAAUUGCACUCUUAUCUUGACAGAAGGAGAUUCUGCCAAAACUAUGGCCCAGGCGGGUCUCAGUGUCGUUGGACGAAAUAAUUUUGGUAUAUUCCCCCUUCGUGGUAAAGUUUUGAAUGUUCGCGAAGCAAAACACGACCAAAUCAUGAAGAACGAGGAAAUCCAGAACAUCAAGAAGAUUUUGGGCCUGCAGCACAACAAAGAGUACAAGGAUGUUUCGUCGUUGCGGUACGGCCAACUUAUGCUUAUGACGGAUCAGGACCACGAUGGCUCUCAUAUCAAAGGCCUCCUCAUUAAUUACCUUGAUCAUUUCUAUCCGUCUCUAUUAAAGUUGCCGGGAUUCCUUGUUGAAUUCGUGACACCUAUCGUUCGGGUCACGAAAGGCAACCAGCGUAAAGACUUCUUUACUAUUCCUGAAUACGAAGAAUGGGUGGAAAGAACGCCGGACUCCGCGAAAUGGAAAGCGAAGUAUUUCAAGGGUCUCGGUACAAGUAAAGACACUGAUGCCGUUGAGUACUUCGCAAACAUGGGCAAGCAUGUAAUUCCCUUCUCGCCGCUCAAGGAGGAAGAAAGAGAAGAGAUCGACCUCGCUUUCAGUAAGAAGAAAGCCGAUGAGCGAAAGGAAUGGCUUCGUCAGUUCCGGCCCGGAACAUUUUUGGACCACAACUUGGAUGAGAUAUCCUACUCGGAGUUCAUCAACAAGGAGCUUAUUUUGUUCUCCAUGGCUGAUAAUAUUCGAUCUAUACCCUCUGUUGCCGAUGGGUUGAAACCUGGUCAAAGGAAGAUCAUAUGGUCUUGUUUCAAGCGAAAUCUGAAGUCGGAAAUCAAGGUGGCCCAGCUUGUUGGUUAUGUCUCCGAAAAAUCUGCGUACCAUCACGGUGAAGCUAGUUUAGCAGCGACUAUAGUCAAUCUCGCGCAGAAUUUCGUUGGAUCCAACAACAUUAACUUGCUUCUUCCCAACGGACAAUUCGGUUCUCGCGACCAGGGUGGAAAAGAUCAUGCCUCGCCUAGGUAUAUUUUUACAGAGCCUUCCCCUAUCACUCGAUCGAUCUUCCAUCUUGCCGACGAUGCACUACUGAACGCCCAAGAGGACGACGGGCAGGUCGUUGAACCUGAAUGGUAUCUCCCUGUUCUACCCAUGAUCCUAGUCAAUGGAGCGGAGGGCAUUGGUACCGGUUGGAGUACGAACGUUCCUUGUUUCAAUCCAGUCGACAUUGUGGCCAACCUUCGCCGGCUAAUGAAUGGCGAGGAAGUGGUGCCUAUGCAUCCGUGGUGGCACCGCUUUACCGGAGAAGUCAAGCCGACAGGAAAGAACAAGUAUGAAGUGAUCGGUACCGCGAGGAAGGUCGACAACAGCACUGUCGAGGUAACCGAACUUCCUAUUCACAAGUGGACCGCGAACUUCAAAAAGGAUCUCGAAGCAAUGAUGGCUGGUGACAAGACAGAUGCAGUCAAGAAUUACCAAGAGCACCAUUCCAACGAGAACGUGCACUUCGUGAUUGAGAUGAAUCCUAAGGAGAUGGAGAAGGCGGAAGCUCAAGGCUUCAACGAGUACUUCCAGCUCACGACAAAGAUUAGCACUGCAAACAUGAUAUGUUUCGAUUUUGAAGGCAAGAUCAAGAGGUAUGACUCGCCAGAGGCCAUCGUGGAGGAUUUCUAUCCUAUACGCAUGGCGUACUAUCAGAAGCGCAAGGACUACCUAGCUGGCGAACUUCAGGACGCCUUCGAGAAGCUCUCGAACCAAGCCCGUUUUGUGCAAAUGAUCGUGGACAAGAAGCUUGUCGUGUCGAACCGCAAGAAGGUGGACAUUGUCGCUGACUUGAGACGUCAUGAAUUCCGCCCGUACCCCAAGAAGCCUAAGGGUCCUAAGGUUUCAGACGACAACGAGAACCAGGACAACAUAGACGAAGAAGUUGACGACGAACUUGAUACUGACUUCGACUAUCUGCUUACUAUGCCGAUUUACAACUUGACGAAGGAGAAGAUUGACAAACUCCGCCAACAAGCUGCUGACAAGGAGGCGGAGCUUCUUGCUUUGUUGGAGGUCACACCCAAGCAAAUGUGGAACGAGGAUCUCGACCACUUCUUGGUCGUGUAUGAGAAACAUCAACAUGAAGUCCAACAAGCCGCGAUGAAGGCUAGUGGCCAAAAAGGCAAGAAGAAGCAAGGCACCCUGAAGACGCGGAAAUCUAUCGGAUCACGCAACAAGGGCUCAGACGAUGACGAAGACUUCAAGCCUGUCAAAGCUGCACCGAAGAAAAAGCCGGUUGGAAAGCCGGUGGCGAAACGUGAGGAUGAUGACGAUGAUGACAUGCCUCCGCCACCAGCGCCCAAGCGCGCUGCAGCUGCCAAGAAGAAGCCAAAGGACGAAUCUGACGACGAUUUUGACCUUGUCGAGGUUCAAAAGCCUGCCCCUAAGAAGAAACCUGUGGCUAAGUCAAAACUGCCCGAGUCUGAUUCCGACGACGAUGUUGCCAUCGUAGCCAAGAGCACGGACAAGGGCAAGGAGAAAGCGAAGCCAGCACCCAAGCGGAAAAGUUUAGAGAUGGAGGAGGAAGAUGACGUUGAGGACGAGCCAGCGCCCAAGAAGAAGAAAGCCGGGACCUCCCAGCCAGCGGUUACGGACUACUUCACCAAGGCUGGGCCUUCUGAACCCAAGAAAACGAAGCUAACUAAGAAGAUGAAGCCAGCUUCUCCUCCUAAGGCGAAGAAGUCACCUCCCAAGGCUGUAGAUAGUGAUGACGAUGACGACAUGGACUAUGAUGCUAUACCCAAGCCUCCUCGUACCGCCCGGCCCCCAAGGUCGGCAGCGGCCACAGCUAGUAGAAACUACAUGGAAAUCGAAGACAGUGACGAGGAAAACGGAGAUGAUUCGAUCUUCGUCGACGAGGAUUAGUAACUUAUCGACAUAGAAAUUCUUUAUAAUAGGUGUAUUUAUACGUGUCAUUUCAUGUCUUCUCAUGCGUUAUUAAUUUUUCUUUUGCUGC